AUGAGGACUGCUCAUCGACCAAACCCGGACGAUUUCAUCAGCCUGCUCAGCAGCGAGGAUGAAGCGCCCUUGAACAGAAAGAGAAAGUACUCGGUGGCAGAACAAGCCAGCGCUGGUAGAAACAGGGAUUCUCAAGGACGAGCCAAGCGUGUUCGAACAAGCCAAGUCCCUGGGGAUAGCAUCACCGGGGCCAAAGGGCUCAAGGCGGGAAAACUCGAGGUCGUUGAAGGCUCUGAUAUCGGAAUUCCCGCAUUUGGCUCACAUGGCGAGAAGAAGAAAACUGGAGGCUUCUCUCCGGACAGUGUCUUCUUGCCCAAGUCGCCUCCGAUGUUCACCUUGCACUCAAUCUCUCUUCAGCUUCCUGUGUUUGCCCCACAGAGAGAGGGAACAUGGCUCACCAGAUUCACCGAGUGGGCUCAGCUGCUCUGCAGCGCCAACAGGGACUCACCCAGUGCUGCGGAGAUCACGCCUGCCUUGAUUCGCACCGCUUACAAGCAAUACAUUGACAUCCACAGCAGGCUCAAGUCCAACAAGAAGCGGGCUGCCCGACUGGUGGCCCAACAGUUCAAGGAUUCGUCACUGCUUGACCUGAUAAGGGCCUUCCGGCCACUCCAGAACGAGGCUACGGUGCAGGAGACUUUGGAAGAAGGUUUGGACGCAACUUUGGCCGGAUCCGAGAUACGACUUGACUCACUUCGCCCGCUGGCGCUUCCGCCUCAAAGCCAAAUCCUCUCUUCUGCUGCGGCGCCUCCUAGUUUGCUUACAGAGCAGUCCGGCGCUCUCUAUAUAUUAGACGUGGCCCCCCAGCUUCCCCAGGACGCAACGAUGUGCGAGACAAUACCAGCAUCACAGCAAGGAUCACAGCCAGCAUCACAGCUAGACUUGCUUCCAGAACCACAACCGAAGCAUCUUCGACAGACCCAACACGCCUCUGUCAAAGUCACCAUGUCGCUCCCAUCUGCUGUCCCUUCCGGCGCCGAAGCCCUCAGGCAGCAGCGCCUGUAUUUCCCUUCGGCCAGGGACCCCUUCAACAUGUGCUUGCUCUGUGGAGCAGAGGGCCAUGUUGCCGACAAGUGCACCCGGUCGUGCCAACUCUGCGGGAAAAAAGACCACUGGGACCUUUGCUGCCCAUUAUGGCAGGCCAACUGCGGAAAAUGUUAUCGGGUUGGCCACUCGGAUGAAGCCUGUUGGUAUCCUGAGGAACACUACUGGGUUUUUUGCACAUACUGCAGGUCAGCCGAGAGCCACUUGUCUUCGGACUGCAUGUCACUCUACAGGUCCUUUCGUCCCGGCCCAGACACUAUCAAGAAGGUCAAUACACUGCCUGUGUCAUGCGCCAAAUGCGGGAGUAAGAAGCAUUUCCACGGGGACUGCCGUCCAAAUGGAAUGCCCGCCCUGCGUUGUGACCACAGGUUCCACCUGGACAAUAUGCGCCAGUAUCUGGACCCGACGAGCAGUGCCGGCCCCAUCAUCGGCGCAGAUGCAUGCAGAGUGGCUCCCAAGGCAGGAGGUUUCAGGGUCUACGGCCAAGUCUUGGCCUCGCCUGUCGACAACGUGCACUACUACUCCGGCAGCGACGAUUCCGAUGAAGGGCUUCAUCGCCAUCCCUUGGCUCAUUGUCGUCACGAGACAGUUCACCAUAUCGCCCCCCGACACCUCCACCGCAUCCUGUGCCAUCUCGUCGAGGCGGAGGAGGAGGAAGACGUGGUCGAGGCGGCCAUCAUGGUGGCCCAGGUCGCCAACAGGGACAAAGUGGUCAGGCUGCUCAGGAUGUCCAGAGACGUCAUGAGGAACAAGUGCAAGGUGGCCAACAUGUGCAGAGUGGACAAGGCGAGCAGACUGGCCGAGGCGGCCGGCGUGGCAGAGGUAAAAGCGGCAAAAGCGGGAAACGAGGUGGCCAGAAAGGUCAAGAUGGACAAGGACAUCAUGAAGGCCCUGAUGUACACAAUAUCCAGGGUGUUCGAGAAGACGAAAACGGCCCAGGCCAACAGAAUGGCCAGGGAAAGCGAGGCAAAAAGAAGCCACGACGUGGCCGAAGAAGUUCAGAUGGACACCAAUGAGGCCAAGACGGACAAGUUGCACAAGAUGUCCCAGCUCAUCAGGGUGAUCAAGCAGGCCAAGUCGACGCAGGUGAACAAAACGGCCAGGGAAAACGAGCUACAAGACAGGGACGACGUGGACAGAUUCACCAAGGCCAAAAUGAACGGGGCCUGGAGGACUGGGUCCUAA
Trichoderma reesei QM6a is the source of this 2229-nucleotide messenger RNA. RefSeq lists its product as uncharacterized. Lineage: Eukaryota; Fungi; Ascomycota; Sordariomycetes; Hypocreales; Hypocreaceae. The transcript is spliced from 2 exons. Gene Ontology annotation, molecular function: nucleic acid binding; zinc ion binding. The record is from RefSeq and is a predicted model, not a curated record. Bases 1 to 2229 code for a protein of 742 amino acids.